This is a messenger RNA of Meloidogyne enterolobii, 3278 nucleotides long. The record is from the annotation of a GenBank genome assembly. NCBI's taxonomy places the organism in Eukaryota, Metazoa, Nematoda, Chromadorea, Rhabditida, Meloidogynidae.
UAAUGGAUUCCAAUUCUUCUAAACAACUCUACAAUUUUUCAACGAGUACAUUCGAUAAGGUACUCCAAAACACAACAUCAGGCUCCCAUAAAAUAAUCCCCCAACUCCAAAUACAACAAGGAACGAGUUCGGCAAUUUUAACGCAAGGACAAAUUUUGAACCCACAAAACAUUAUAGUCGUCUCAUCAAAUACUGUUGGAGCUGUUGAUGCUUCAGCCUUGCUCAGUAUUGCUCAUAAAGAAUACCAAGCUGGAAACUACGCAAAGGCUGAACAACAUUGUUUAGCUCUACUUCAACAAAAUUCACACAAUAUUGGUGUGCUUCUAUUACUGUCUUCUAUUGCUUUUCAACAGAAAAAUUAUGAAAGAUCGAUGCAAUACUCCAAUCUUGCUAUAAGAGUAAAUCCAGAAUGUGCUGAAGCUUACAGCAACUUGGGCAAUGCAUACAAAGAGAAGGGUGAUUUGACUGAAGCUCUAAAAAAUUACCAUAUUGCUGUGCGUUUAAAACCUGAUUUUAUCGAUGGAUACAUAAAUUUGGCAUCUGCUCUGGUGUAUGUUGGCGAUCUUGAACAGGCAAUUCAAGCAUAUUUGACUGCUCUUCAAUACAAUCCGGAUCUGUACUGUGUCCGAAGCGAUUUAGGCAAUCUUUUCAAGGCAAUGAAUCGUUUUGAAGAAGCAAAGGUCUGUUACCUUAAAGCUAUUGAAAUGCAACCCCAUUUUGCUGUUGCUUGGUCAAAUAUGGGCUGUGUUUUUAAUGCGCAAGGAGAACUCUGGUUAGCAUUGCACCACUUUGAGAAGGCAAUUACGCUUGAUCCCAAUUUUAUUGAUGCUCUAAUUAAUAUGGGAAAUGUGUUGAAGGAAGCACGAAUAUUUGAUAGAGCUGUCUCUUGUUAUCUACGUGCAUUAGCUCUAAAUCCCAACCACGCAGUUGUCCAUGGAAAUCUAGCUUGUGUUUAUUAUGAGCAAGGACAUUUGGAUUUGGCGAUAGAAACUUACAAAAGGGCAAUUGAACUACAACAAAAUUUCCCGGAUGCUUAUUGCAAUCUGGCUAAUGCAUUGAAAGAGAAGGGAUUGGUUAUUGAAGCGGAACAAGCUUAUAAUACUGCAUUAACUCUGUGCCCAAAUCAUGCUGAUUCUUUAAACAAUUUGGCAAAUAUAAAACGUGAGCAAGGAAAGAUUGAAGAAGCAACUCGACUUUAUUUGGAAGCUUUGAAGAUUUAUCCUGAAUUUGCAGCUGCACAUAGCAAUUUGGCUUCAAUUUUACAACAGCAAGGUCGUUUGCAAGAUGCAAUUGAACAUUACAAGGAAGCAAUAAGAAUUUCACCAACAUUUGCGGAUGCUUAUUCAAAUAUGGGAAAUACUUUAAAAGAAAUGGGUGAUGUUAAUGGAGCAUUACAAUGUUAUACUCGUGCAAUUCAAAUUAAUCCAGCAUUUGCUGAUGCACAAAGUAAUUUGGCUAGUAUUCAUAAAGAUGCUGGAAAUAUACCUGAGGCGAUUCAAAGUUACUCUACAGCAUUGAAACUUAAAAGUGAUUUCCCAGAUGCUUUUUGCAAUUUAGCUCAUUGUCUACAAAUUAUUUGUGAUUGGACUGAUUACAAUUCUCGAAUGAAAAAAUUGGUUACUAUUGUUGAGGAUCAACUUCAAAAAAAGCGUCUUCCUUCUGUUCAUCCCCAUCAUUCCAUGUUAUACCCACUCUCCCAUGAGCAGAGAAAGGCAAUUGCAAGUCGUCAUGCACAAUUGUGUAUAGAAAAAAUUCAAGUACUUCACAAACCUCCAUACAACUUUUCUGAUCGUUUCAAUAUUCGUAUGGGAAAAAAUUGUCGUCUUAAAAUUGGAUAUGUUUCUUCUGAUUUUGGAAAUCAUCCAACAAGUCAUUUAAUGCAAUCAAUUCCUGGUAUGCAUGAUCGUUCACGUGUUGAAGUUUUUUGUUAUGCUUUGUCUCCAAAUGACAACACAAAUUUUCGUCAAAAAAUAAUGCAAGAAAGUGAACAUUUUAUUGAUCUAUCUUCGAUGCCUUGUAAUGGAACAGCUGCAGAUAGAAUAAAUAAAGAUGGAAUUCAUGUUCUUAUAAAUAUGAAUGGAUACACAAAAGGUGCACGUAAUGAAAUUUUUGCGUUGAGACCGGCACCGAUUCAGGUUAUGUGGCUAGGCUAUCCCGGAACUUCUGGAGCACCUUUUAUGGACUACAUUAUUACUGAUGCUAUUACUUCCCCAAUUGAACUAGCCCAUGCAUACAGCGAGAAAUUGGCAUAUAUGCCUCAUACAUUUUUUAUUGGAGAUCAUGUUCAUAUGUUGGCACAUUUAACUGAAAGAGUAAUUGUAAAAGAUAAAGAUGGUCAACUCCCUGAACGUGACUGUCUUACAGUUGUAAAUGCAACACAAAAUGCCCUUCAACCAUUACUUUCUAGUUCUGCUUGUGAAGUUAAGACAUUUGUCCGUGAGGCUGAAGUUCAACAUGGACCAGAAAGAGAAUUCAAAAUGACAGAAGUGGUCGUACCUGUAGUUGAAGUUACGUCAACAGAACCUUUGUCACAAAUGAUUGGAAAUGGUUUAAUUGCUGCAAAUGUUAGCGGUGUCCCUAUACAAAAUGGAUUAACUACAUUAAAUACACAUGUAAAAGCUGCUACUGGAGAGGAAAUUCCUCAAACAAUUUUGGUUACAAGCCGUCAACAAUAUGGACUACCUGAUGAUGCAAUUAUUUUUUGUAAUUUUAAUCAACUUUAUAAAAUUGACCCGCCAACGCUUGAAAUGUGGGUACCAAAUUCGGUCCUCUGGCUUCUACGCUUCCCUUAUCAUGGUGAACAACACGUUAUCAGGUUUUGUGCCCAAAGAGGAAUUAAUACAAAGAAAAUUAUUUUUUCAAAUGUUGCUGCUAAAGAGGAACAUGUACGAAGAGGUCAACUAGCCGAUGUUUGUUUGGACACUCCAUUAUGUAAUGGUCAUACAACAGGAAUGGAUAUACUUUGGACUGGUACACCAAUGGUUACAAUGCCACUGGAAACCCUCGCAUCGAGAGUAGCUUCAAGUCAACUUCAUGCCCUAGGAUGCCCUGAAUUGGUUGCUCGUGAUAGAGAUGAUUAUAUUAGAAUUGCUACAAGGCUUGGGAAUGAUAGAGAAUUUCUAAAUCAAACUCGAGCAAAAGUUUGGAAGGCACGAACUACCAGUACUCUGUUCGAUGUAAAACAAUAUUGCACCGAUUUUGAAAAUUUGUUGUAUAGGAUUUGGAAACGCUACGAAGAUGGACUUCCACCGGACCACAUUCUUAACUCUUCCGAGUGA